AUAUAAUAUCAUUGUUCUUAGUUAAAAUUUUAUAUUAAAACAUUUACUUGGUUAUAAAACUUAUUCUUGAAAUUUAUAAAUCAUGGGAAUUAUAAGAUCUAAACUAAUGAGACCACUAAAAACGUAUAAUGUUGGGCAUAGAGCGGAAAAAGUUAUUAGUCAAGAAAAACCUAAAUCUGCACCUUAUUAUCCUUCAGUGUAUGAACAAAUCAAAGUGGCUAAAGAAGCUAGUCCCAACUUCAUAAAAGAACAUUAUAAAAAAGAUUCAGAGCUUUAUGAACGAUUAAAGGGCGUUUUUGUAACGUCAAAUAUGACAGAAAAUCCUAAAAUUAAACAAAAAGAAAAAAAAACUCUUCCUUUUUCCACGAUAACUCCAGAUGCUUUUGAAUUUGGAUUUUGGGAACCUAAAGAAGUUUCAGAAAGAAAAUGCAAUUUAAGAAAUGUGAUAGUAAUGUUAGCUGAUCAUAUAACCAACAAGGAGCAAAACAGUGCUGAAAUAUUGGCAGAAAAAUAUAAAUUAGACCUCAAAGAUGUUGAAAACCUUUUAGAAUAUUAUAGGGUUCUCCAAAUAUUUGAACCAAAACGAGAACGAGGUAUUCGUGAAGAAGACAUGUCACUUCCAAAAAUGAAUGAAAAAGGAAUAUUAAUAUGGAAAUCAAUGGAUCAAGUAAACAAGUGGAGAGAAGAAGAUGAAAAGGAAAUUGAAAAAAAAAGAAAGGAAGAAAUUAAAAAUGAGGAUCAAUCAAAAUUAUCUCAAGUAGAUAAGCAAACUGAAUCGCCUCAUAAAGACAAGAAAACAGAAUCAUCUCAUAGAGAUAUAGAAACGGAAUUAUCCAAAAUAGAUAAACAAAAAGAAUUACCUAAAUAAUGAAGACUUUUAGGAAUAUUAAAUCAUUUUAUUUAUUAUAAUUAUUUUCAAAAAAGUAUUGUAAAUAUUUAUUCUUAAGAUGAUGAAGUUGUG
Molecule: messenger RNA, 961 nt
Organism: Chelonus insularis
Lineage: Eukaryota; Metazoa; Arthropoda; Insecta; Hymenoptera; Braconidae
Product: protein NDUFAF4 homolog
Exons: 4
Coding region: 83-868 (261 amino acids)
Biological process (GO): mitochondrial respiratory chain complex I assembly
Cellular component (GO): mitochondrion
Source: RefSeq, a predicted model, not a curated record